Messenger RNA from Acanthisitta chloris (rifleman), 1032 nucleotides. It is a transcript of the gene MINDY1, whose product is annotated as family with sequence similarity 63, member A. The annotation marks the transcript as partial. NCBI's taxonomy places the organism in Eukaryota, Metazoa, Chordata, Aves, Passeriformes, Acanthisittidae. Gene Ontology annotation, molecular function: cysteine-type deubiquitinase activity; cysteine-type carboxypeptidase activity; K48-linked deubiquitinase activity. The record is from RefSeq and is a predicted model, not a curated record. Gene Ontology annotation, cellular component: cell periphery; cytosol. Gene Ontology annotation, biological process: protein K48-linked deubiquitination. The transcript is spliced from 9 exons.
UUUUACUGCGUCAAGUGGAUCGACUGGAAAGGGGAGAGGACUCCAGUCAUCAUGCAGAGUGAGAAUGGACCUUGUCCUCUCUUGGCCAUCAUGAACAUCCUCUUCCUGCAGUGGAAGGUGAAGCUUCCCCCGCAGAAGGAGGUGGUCACAGCUGAGGAACUGAUGGCACAUUUGGGAGAUUCCAUUUUGGCCACCCAACCCCGAGAACCAUCCGAGGGACUCCAACUCAACUUCCAACAGAACAUCAAUGACACCAUGACGGUUCUCCCGAAGCUCUCGACGGGGUUGGACGUCAACGUGAGGUUCACUGGUGUCUCAGAUUUUGAGUACACCCCGGAGUGCAUCGUCUUUGACCUCCUCAAUGUCCCACUCUACCAUGGUUGGCUCGUGGACCCUCAGAAUUUAGAGGUGCUCCAAGCCGUGGGCAAGCUCAGCUACAACCAACUGGUGGAGAAGAUCAUCACCUGCAAACAGGCUAACGACUCCAGCCUGGUGAGCGAAGGACUGGUGGCUGAGCAGUUCUUGGAGUCCACCGCGUCCCAGUUGACCUACCAUGGGCUGUGUGAGCUCACGGCCACCGUCCGGGAGGGAGAGCUCAGCGUCUUCUUCCGCAACAACCACUUCAGCACCAUGACCAAGCACAAGGGUCACCUCUACCUGCUGGUGACAGACCAAGGUUUCCUGCAGGAGGAAGGAGUGGUCUGGGAGAGCCUCCACAACGUGGACGGAGACAGUUGUUUUUGUGACACGAAUUUCCACCUCAGCCACACUUUGGCCAAGGAAGGAGCCACUGCAGCCACCCCAGACCACCAGGUGCAGAGACAAGUGGACCAGGAUUACAUGGUGGCUCUGUCCUUGCAGCAGGGACAGGGACAGGGACAGGGACAGGAUCCAUCCUUUGUGCUCAGUGACCUGGAGUUGGCUCGGCAGCUGCAGCAGGAGGAGUAUCAACAGUUGGUGCUCGAGCAGCUGGAGAAAGGAGACAGAGGCAGAAACCAGAUUUGGAUUGUGUCCUACUCUAACCUCCUCUCU